Molecule: messenger RNA, 549 nt
Organism: Lichtheimia ornata
Lineage: Eukaryota; Fungi; Mucoromycota; Mucoromycetes; Mucorales; Lichtheimiaceae
Exons: 2
Coding region: 1-549 (182 amino acids)
Cellular component (GO): mitochondrion
Molecular function (GO): fatty acyl-CoA hydrolase activity
Source: RefSeq, a predicted model, not a curated record
AUGGCCAGCAACGCACGUCUAGCUCAAGUGACCCGACACCUUUCGCCAGCUACAAACAGCACAGCAGCAGCACGUUCAGUUUCAACCAAGGUUGCAAAACCACCCGCAUUCCGUAGCCGUGCCGAGUACAAGCAUUUCUUGCCGAUUCAGUCAAGAUGGAGUGACAAUGACCAAUAUGGCCAUAUCAACAACUCGAUAUACUAUUUCUACAUUGAUACGGUUGUCAACGAAUACUUGAUAAGACACUGUGGAUUGGAUCCCUUGGAUACGACCAAGACUAAGCCAAUUGGAUUGGUGAUUGCCUCGUCUGCCAACUUUUAUGCACCCGCAUCUUAUCCAAAUCUCUUGCAAGCAGGAUUAUGCAUCACCAAAAUCGGCCGUUCCAGUGUCACUUACCGUGUCGGUAUCUUUGAGGGCGAUGAGGAACAAGCGUGCGUGGUUGGUGGCUUUACCCAUGUCUUUGUCGAUCCCAUCCAUCGUAGACCUGUAAAGGCAUUGCCUGAUAAUUUCAAGGCUGGUUUAGAUGCAAUUUAUGUGGCAGAACAAUAA